This is a messenger RNA of Merops nubicus (carmine bee-eater), 567 nucleotides long. It is a transcript of the gene HOXD8, whose product is annotated as homeobox D8. The annotation marks the transcript as partial. The transcript has 2 exons. The record is from RefSeq and is a predicted model, not a curated record. Gene Ontology annotation, molecular function: DNA-binding transcription factor activity, RNA polymerase II-specific; RNA polymerase II transcription regulatory region sequence-specific DNA binding. Gene Ontology annotation, biological process: regulation of transcription by RNA polymerase II. Lineage: Eukaryota; Metazoa; Chordata; Aves; Coraciiformes; Meropidae. Gene Ontology annotation, cellular component: nucleus.
AGACAGCAGAUUUUUACGACACAGCAAGAGGCCGAGCUGGUACAAUAUCCUGACUGUAAAUCGUCCAGUGCUAAUAUUGGCGAGGAACCAGACCACUUAAAUCAGAGCUCGUCUCCUGCUCAAAUGUUUCCCUGGAUGAGACCACAAGCAGCGCCGGGUAGGAGGAGAGGAAGACAAACAUACAGCAGAUUCCAGACACUAGAGCUGGAAAAGGAGUUCCUCUUUAACCCUUAUCUGACCAGGAAGAGGAGGAUUGAGGUGUCCCACGCACUAGGACUCACCGAGAGGCAGGUAAAGAUCUGGUUUCAGAACAGGAGGAUGAAAUGGAAAAAGGAGAACAACAAGGACAAAUUCCCUGCAUCCAGACAGGAGGGAAAGGAAGGGGAGGCCAAAAAGGAAGCACAUGAUCUGGAAGACGACAGAGCUGAAGGCCAGACUCAUUAAAUUUUGCCCUAAAAGUCUUUCGUGAAAAGCUAUCAAAACCAGCGAACGCCAUAACCGGACAUCUCUGCCCAUCUCCCCUUGUACGUGGUCCUGCCGUGGGACGAGUGAUCCCGUGUCCCUCUG